This is a messenger RNA of Orbicella faveolata, 576 nucleotides long. RefSeq lists its product as uncharacterized. The record is from RefSeq and is a predicted model, not a curated record. NCBI's taxonomy places the organism in Eukaryota, Metazoa, Cnidaria, Anthozoa, Scleractinia, Merulinidae.
UAGUGGAGUGUUCACAUGAAACCCUACCACACACAGCUGCCCACCCACUACCCUUGCCCUCCCCUGCCUUGCCACCGCCACCCCCACCCCCACCCCACACCACACUCCUCUAACUUAGGACUUUUUUAUAUAUACAAGACUAAACUUAACUGUGGAUAUAUUUGUAUCAUUUCCAUUUUACAGCUUGGAUCAGCAUAUUCUCUGUACUCAGGAUUUCGCUCCUAUAAGAUUCUUUCUGAUUACAAGAAGGAAAAUAAUGAUGACCCAACAGACCUUCCUGUGGAUGAAAAAUAUGUUAAUAUUGUCAUCAACUUGGGCUAUGCUGGCAUUGCCUUUGGAGCGAUCUCGCUGUUGGUAAAUUUGUGCCUACUGGCAUCCUACGGCAUGAGGAACAGAUUUUUGGCCUUUCCAUGGGUGUUGUGGAGUCUCUUUGAACUUCUGUUCACUUUGGGAACAACGAUUUUCCUUCUUGCCAUCUGGAAUGGAUUUGCUUAUAUCUUCAUUGGAACAAUCCUUGGAUGGGUCCUAUCGGUAAGUUCUGAUCUAUUUUUACUUUUAAGUGUGGAGUAUGUCUAG